This is a messenger RNA of Jatropha curcas, 1916 nucleotides long. RefSeq names its product protein NRT1/ PTR FAMILY 2.10. Lineage: Eukaryota; Viridiplantae; Streptophyta; Magnoliopsida; Malpighiales; Euphorbiaceae. Gene Ontology annotation, biological process: transmembrane transport. Gene Ontology annotation, cellular component: membrane. Gene Ontology annotation, molecular function: transmembrane transporter activity. The record is from RefSeq and is a predicted model, not a curated record.
AUGGAAGCCAAAGAGGAGAAAGCUUCAUCAACUAACAAUGGAGAUGCUAUAAACUAUAGAGGAGUUAAAGCUAUGCCAUUUAUCAUAGGAAAUGAGACAUUUGAGAAGCUAGGGACUAUUGGGACUUUAUCAAAUUUAUUGGUCUAUCUUACUCAUGUUUUUAACAUGAAGAACUUAACUGCUACUUUGCUUAUCAAUAUCUUCAAUGGCACAUCCAAUGUAGCACCAUUAGUUGGAGCUUUUCUUUCUGAUUCCUACUUCGGACGCUACAAAAUUCUGGCUUUUUCUUCUAUUUGUUCUUUUCUGGGGAUGACAACAAUAACUUUGACAGCAGCAAUACCCAAACUACACCCACCAAAUUGUGUGGCAAAGGACUAUACAUGUGCUGGACCUACAACUUGGCAAUUAGUGUUUCUUCUAAGUGGAUUUGGAUUUAUAGUUCUUGGGGCUGGAGGUAUUAGACCCUGUAACCUAGCAUUUGGGGCUGACCAAUUCAAUCCGGCCACAGAAUCUGGCAAGCAAGGCGUACAAAGCUUCUUUAAUUGGUACUAUUUCACUUUCACAUUUGCUGUGAUGAUCUCUGCAAGUUUUAUUGUCUAUGUUCAAGUAUGUAAGAGUUGGUCUAUUGGACUCGCUAUUCCUGCUUCGUUAAUGCUGUUAGCUUGUCUACUUUUUUUCUUGGGCUCAAAACUUUAUGUCAAGGUUACUCCUGAAGGGAGUCCCAUGACUAGUGUGGUUCAAGUAGUUGCUGCUGCUAUUAGAAAGAGAAGGUUAAAGCUUCCUCAUAAUCCUGAUAUGUGCCUUUUCAAUUAUAUUUCAAGCAAUUCUCUCAAUUCUAGGCUUCUCCACACAGAUCAGUUCGGUUGGCUUGACAAGGCUGCAAUAAUAAGUCCAGAAGACGAAAUCGAUUCCAAUGGAUCAUCUACCAAUCCAUGGAAACUUUGUAGCAUCCAACAAGUAGAAGAAGCAAAAUGUGUAGUAAGAGUAAUUCCAAUAUGGUUAUCAGGAAUAAUUUAUUUUCUUGCAAUUAUUCAACAACAUACAUUUGUUGUUCUACAAGCACUUCAAUCUGAUAGAAGACUUGGCAAUAAGGGCUUUCAGAUUCCUGCAGCUUCAUUUGUGAUCUUUACAAUGCUAGGUCUUACAAUUUGGAUUCCUGUUUACGAUAGAAUCUUAGUUCCCUUUCUUCGAAAACUUACUAAAAAUGAAGUCGGAAUUACACUUCUUCAAAGAAUGGGAAUUGGACUUGUUCUUUCAAUUCUUUGCAUGCUUACUUCAGCUUUAGUUGAACAGCGAAGAAAGUACUUGGCAUUUACAAAAAUCCCAUUAGGCGUUACGCAUAAAGGAUUAUUAAUAUCAGCUAUGUCUGCGUUCUGGUUCGUACCUCAAUUGACACUUGCAGGAUUAACUGAGGCAUUUAGUUCAAUUGGACAAACUGAAUUCUAUUACAACCAAUUCCCAGAAAAUAUGAGGAGCAUAGCAAUGUCUCUCUUCUUUCUUUGUAUCGCCUUUUCGAGUUAUCUAAGUGGGUUUCUUAUCUCAUUAGUUCAUCAUAUUACAAAAAGGACUAAAGGUGGAGAUUGGCUGCAUGAGGAUCUUAAUAAAGGGAAAUUGGAUCACUUCUAUUAUAUAAUUGCCGGUUUAGGAGUUGUUAACCUUUGCUACUUCCUUGUGAUUUCUAAGUGGUAUAGGUAUAAAGGGAGCAAUGAAAGUACAAGUGAGAAAUAUGAUGAGAAUUGAUGCAAAGGAACUUGAAAAGCACUUUGUUUGAAGAAAGGGCAAUGAGGGACUAUAGUGGUAUUAAUAAAAUAUAGCAUGUACCAAUAAGGAAGCAUAUGUCAAAGAAUAUAUAUACAUAUGUAUGUAUAGUGAUGGCUAGUCUCUUAACAUAUAAGCAAGAAUAUGAUUAUUGUAUG